AUGUCAUUCUUAUGAAACAUUUAAAGAAAAAAUGCCAACUAAGCAUCUCGAUAUCGAGCAUUGUCUUUAAAGUUUCAGAUUCUUUUGUUUCAGGUUGAAGAAGAUGGAAGAUUUCAAGUCGAGGCUUAAAUUUAACGAUGUCAGUGUUCAAUCUCAUUGCAUCCAAAAACUCAUUGCUGUCAUCAAAAAGAAAGCUAAAGGCGAAAUCCUAACUUCUGCAUCACUGCAAAUUCCAGAGUUAAAUUUGAUUUGGGAAUCUUGUACUGAUGAUGCAUCUUUCACUUCAAGCCUUGCAGUUCAAGCUAUAGUGUUACUUGUUGAAAACAAAUCCAUCAGUUCUCAACUAGCAGUCAACAAAUUUCUUAGCUAUGUCAAAUCUGCUAGAAAUAAAUGUGCAUUGAUCAAUGGCUUAGUUGAUGUGUUGCUGUAUGAGUUUAAUGAUACAAAGGAGGACAAUAAGUUCCCGCAUUAUUCUCUUCACUGUCCAAAACAUCCGUUAAUUACAGUGCUUCAAGAUUCAAAUGAAAGUUGGCCAUUGAUUCUUCAAAGCAUUAAGAAUGUACUAUCCAGUAACACUAGGAGUUUUGAAGCAAUGAAGCCGGUCAUUUGCUACAUCUUUUCCAAUCCUUUCACAAAAGAAACAGCCAGUUACUUUAAAAUAUUGCUGCUGGACAGCCUUUUUAUACAUUUCCAGCCAGAAAUUUUGUCAUAUUCUUUACAGUUGAUUCCAUUUAUGCAAGCUGAAAGUUUCUUUCAAGUUGCUGAACUUAGUGUCUUUGUUGAAAAAUUAUACUUGUUAGCAAAGUCAAACUGUGAUACAAAACAAUUUUCUUCUGUUGCUCAACAAUUGCUAUUGCUUGCUUUGUCUUUGACGGAAAGAUGCCUUACUUGUGGUUGUGAUUCCAAUGCCUUGUUAAAUAUUUGUGAAGAAAUAAGCAGAUCUCUCGUAAAGAAUAACUUCAGUCAUAGCUACUCAACAGUUAAUUUAUGUUUAACUCUACUGUCUUUUAUCUUGAAGGAUAGUGUUAGUGUAACAAGACAAAAGCUUAUAACCAUAGGUCUGGAACUUUUAAAAACAGAAAAAAUAUCUCCAACAAUUUCUGCAUUUUUAGCUGUUUCUGCCAUUCAAGUUUUAUCUGACCCAUCAAUUGUUGCUGAAAAAGAACCUUUACUACUGCUGCAGAAGUUGGAACAUAUUUUUUCACCGCGCCAAAUGACAGAUGAUAAUGAGCUUGGAACUUCUACUGCUGAAGGCCCAGUUGUUGAUAAUUUUAUAGACAUGUUAGAAUCUUUUACUUCCCUAAUGGAAAUAACUUUUAAUUGUUAUAGAUUCAAUUUGAAACUUGAUUCAUGUGAUUUGAAAUUCAAACUCUUAUGGCUGAAAUCAAUUCGAGAAUCUGUUAACUGUGAUAAGAAAAGUAAUUUUCAUGUAAUAUUUUCCAUUGUGGCAGCUUUAUUUAUUAUGUCUCCUGAGGAGGACAGUAUGCUGAGUUCUUGCCUGCAAACUUUUGAAGCCAUAAUUUUAAAGAAAAAAGAUUUGUCUACAAGAAUGUUCUCAUUGCUUUUGUAUAAACAGAAUGUUGUGAAUGAACCACAUCUGAAAGUUUUAAUGUUGAAAUUCUUGCCAAAGUCAGCAGUUCAUAAGUAUGCCAUUCCGCCUGUGAUAAGUACCCUUAAAGUAAUGGCUAAUCAUAAGGACUUGAAGCCUUUUGCAAUUUAUUUGAUGUCCGAACUGUGGAAGAAGCAAGAUCGAUGUUUUUCUUACCUAUAUAAAUUACUGGUUGAACCAAAUAAAAGUGCAUCAACAGACACUGGUGUCAAUGAAGUUCUAUUAUCACAAGCUGCAGUAAUCAAAGAAAUAUGCAUUUCAGAGCCUGAAAAGCAUGGAAAGGAAUUUUUAAGUACAUUGUCAACCAUAUUCAAUCAAUCUGUUGGAGAAAACACCACGCCUGUUGCGUGUUUGGCUUUAGAUGGAGUUAUUGCUCUUUGUCGAUCAGAAAUUAUUGACUUACGAUCAACAUGGAAAGCUUUAUCUCCAAGAUUAAAUAAGGACAAAAGAUCUUUGGUGAGCUGCCGUAUGUACAAACUGCUUGAAUUGAUCCCCGAACUGAAAGUUAAAUCCUUUGAAUAUGAUAAAUUUAUGAGUGAAAUUGUAUCUAACAUCUGGAGACAAAUAUCAUCUGGAAUGAACUGUUCAUCUACUUUGAGUGCAGCUUAUAAAACCUUAUCGAAAUUUCCUCAUGACAAUUAUGUUUUAAAACAGCUACCUGAAGCAGCCAAAGUAAACCUAAAGCUUCCACCAUCAAUGAAAGCUACUCCGUUUGAAAUGGGGAAGUUACCUGAAGACGUUCUUUCAUAUAUUCCGGGAUACUGUUAUGUUGAUUUGUUAAAAAGCAUUGAUGAUACAACUGUGUUGGAAGGAUAUGCUGAGUUUUUGCAUUCACUUGCUAAGCAGGAAGUUGCUGAUUUACCUAGAAGUAUUUACAGUCAACGGAAGCAUUAUGUGAAGCCAAAAAAUACAAAUGAAGUUCUGAUGAAAGUUCCAGCCUUUCUUUGCUCUCAGUUUCAUGAACGAAAGUCUCCUGCUCUUCAGAAAAACCUUGCAGUUGGUGUUCUCUUUUGCUAUGAACCACCAUUGGAAAUUGGAAAAGAUGGACUUCCUCUUAAAAGAUCCAUUGCAACGCAAUACAGAUUGUAUGAGCAAGUAUUAAAUGUGCUGUUAAAUGAAGUUAAUAUUGAUACCAGUGAGUGGCAAAGAUGCAUUCUUCUGCCCAAUGCAUGGGGUGGAUUCAUGGAACGCUGUUUUUUUGCUUAUGAAGAAGCAAGGAGGGCAGAGCUAGAGUUGCAGGCUAGCCAUGGUCACAUGCAAUUUACAGAUGAGGAACUGAAAUUCAAAUCCAAAUCAGCAUGGCUAUGGGUGCGAGAUCGUUUGAUAAACCUCAUAAAAACUAAUAUUAAGAACACUCCAACGUCACAUGCAAAUGCUGUUUUUGCUGUAGCUGGUUUAGUUUCUGCUCUGGAGAAAUUCUAUUCAAGUCUGGAAGAGGAAUCGAAAGUAUUGUCUGAUGAGAGUGGAGAUUUUGUUAGUCACCAAAUUUUUCAAACAGAAUAUACCGAAACGCUGCUUUGUGCUUUAGAUCCAGAUUAUAAACUUAGUGGGAAAGUACACAGUUGGCUGCUAAUACAUUUAUCAAGGCCGAACUCCAGUGCCAGUUACCUAGUAAAGGGUUGUGCCAGUGCUUCAUUGUGCCUUUUGACAUCCAUCUUGACUGGUUUCUAUGCAAACGAAAUACCUCCAUUGUGCCAGUUCCUGUUAAAAAGUAUCUCUCACAAUUCACCAGUUUUAAGUUUUUACUCAGCCCUAGGUUUAGGGCUGUUCAUCAGAUCAUUAUGCGAAGCUGGAUAUUGCGACAUUGGAGAAAUGCAGACUGAUUUAAUUUUGAACAUGGGGAAGAAGAUCAUGGAAAACUACAGUAUGGAAAACAGCUCAAAUUCACUUAUUUGCUUGACAAUUGCUGUUGUAUCCUUAAGCCAAACUUCUAUUGAAGAGUUCAAAGACUGGGUUUCUACUGUAUGCAAUGCCAUGCAUGAGAAACUAUUGGAAGAAGAUCAGUCAUCCAUGGCUUUUGAAAAAAAGCCAACACUUCAUCGAAUUGCUGCUUUAAAUGGUCUUUGUUCCUUAUUUUCUCAUGGAAGGGGCCUUGUACAAGUAAAGGUACAAUCAUCUGCUGAUUCAUUACUUGCUCUCAACGAAUUGAUCCCCUUAAUGUUUCAAGUGUUGUCUGCUGCAAGGGAUACUGGCUUGCAAAACAUCUGUUCAUGGGAAGUCGGGAGAUUGUAUGCUGUUCAUUCAAAUCAACAGCAGAGCGAAUCAUCAGUUUCUUCUAGUUACUUCUACCUUAAUGAAAAAAGUGUUUUGAAGCCAGUCAUGAAUUUAGUUCUAGAUGGGCAUCAAACAGAUGAGACGAAACCUAAACCUCAUCAUCUUUCAACUUGUUUACAGGCACUUGGAGCCCCCUUUACAAGACCUCUUCCACCUAUAAAUUGGGUUACAGUUUUGACACCAUUUCUUCAAGGAGAUGAAGGGAAUGAUGUCAUGGAAGCUGCUUUACGACUUGCUGUCCACCAAGCAAGUGGUUCAACUUAUGCACAGAAUCUGAUAUCUUCGUACUGCAAUCCUCCUUUAAUUCAUUCUUUGAACGAAAAGUGCUUUUCAAUCCUGUUGGAAAACAUUCCUACUUUAUCUUUGGCAUUACCAUCUGCAAAGCUUCAAAUAUUUUUCCAAACCAUCAUUCAUGGCACUGUAAAAAAUGAAAAGGCUCUAAAGAUAAAAGGUCAAAUGACUUUAAAAGGAAUUUUAAACUCUUUGAAACAGUCAGGUUAUAAGCAAGACUCACUGAAAAUUGUUCAGAAUGCAUUUAUAUCCAUAACCAAGUAUUUCAUGAAAGAAUCUCAUAGAAUUCAGGAACAUCUACAGUGGGUUACUGAAGGUUUCAGUUAUUUGCCUGAAGGAACUGUAAAUUCAUUACUCUCCGUUCCAAAAAGAAAUGGAAAUAUCUCAGUGUUAACGAUGAUUUGUUGUUAUCUUGUGAAAACAGGUAAAAAACCUCUUUCACAUCUCAAAUCCUACAUUGAAGAAGCCAAGCAAGAAAGUUUAGAAGAGAAGGAAGUAGUUUGUGCAUAUAUUUUUGAAUGUUUUCUUAAUGGUGCUGAAAGCUCAGAGAGUGAUAUAAGUCAGACAGAAAAAUGCAUAUGCUGGCUCCUAGAAACCAUAGGAUGGAUAAAAGUUUUAGAAGAUUCAAAAUCAAAGUAUCAAUUGAUGACUACCAGUGAUGUUCAUAAAUUUUUAGUAGACAUAUGUUUUGCGACAAUUAUAGGAUGUUCAGGACUUGAAAAUAGCUACAUUUUCUUGCCGAAUAAAAGUUUAAACCACGACUUGCUUUUGGAAAAUAUUCCAGCAGCAAUGAAGCUAUUUGAGAAGGAUGAGUGGAAUUCAAUUGUUGAUAAGGUAAUUGACUGGCUCUUGUUGCUACUUAAAAGUGAUUAUUUAAGUCAAAAAGAGAAAAAGUGCAUUAAAAUAUGUCUUUGCUCCGUGAAAGGUUACAAUGAAUUUCAGAAAACAGAGAUUUGGACUGAUGUUAUAUGUAGCAUACAUCCAAGAUAAAAAAUAAAUAUUUA
Molecule: messenger RNA, 5178 nt
Organism: Uloborus diversus
Lineage: Eukaryota; Metazoa; Arthropoda; Arachnida; Araneae; Uloboridae
Product: focadhesin-like
Biological process (GO): regulation of post-transcriptional gene silencing
Source: RefSeq, a predicted model, not a curated record